GCGUUGCGCUUCAAACUCGUCCUGAGGAGAUUGCUGGAGACGAUGCGGGUCGCGGUCCGCCGCCGCUUCAGUUUGGACGCUAGCGCACCGCUGGUACGCACGCGGGCCUACGUGGACGGCCGAUGGGUGCGCGCGCCGGACGACUUCCCCGUGCUGGAUCCCGGCGCCGGAACCGAGAUCGCGCGCGUUGCCGAUUGCGGGCCGGAAGAGGCCAAACGAGCCGUGGACGCCGCCCACGAAGCUUUCCGCCAAUGGAAGGACGUUACGGCGAAGGAGCGCAGCGCGGUGCUGAGGAAGUGGGCCAACCUGAUGGAUGAGCACAAAGAGGACCUGGCCAGAAUCAUCACCUUGGAGAGCGGCAAGCCCGUGAAAGAGUCGCUGGGGGAGGUGUCUUAUUCGGCGUCCUUCCUAGACUGGUUUUCAGAAGAGGCGCGUCGGGUGUACGGCGACGUGGUGCCUUCGCCCUUCGCGAACCGCAAGAUCCUCCUCCUCAAACAGCCGGUGGGCGUGGCCUCCAUCAUCACUCCGUGGAACUUCCCCAGUGCCAUGAUAACCAGGAAGGCCGGUGCCGCGCUGGCCGCCGGAUGCGCCGUGGUGGUCAAACCGGCGGAGGACACGCCCCUUUCUGCCCUGGCCCUGGCCGAGCUGUCGCACCAGGCGGGCGUUCCCGCCGGCGUCUUCAAUGUGGUCCCCUGCUCCAGAGAACGGACCCCCUCGGUGGGGCGCGUCCUGUGCACCGACCCUUUGGUGGCAAAGAUCUCAUUCACGGGCUCCACCGCCACCGGCAAGGUUUUGCUGAAAAUGGCCGCCGACACCGUCAAGAAGGUUUCCAUGGAGUUGGGGGGCCACGCCCCUUUCAUCGUGUUCGACAGCGCCGACGUGGAUGAGGCGGUGCGAGGGGCUAUGGCCUCCAAGUUCAGGAACUCUGGGCAGACGUGCGUGUGCUCCAACCGCUUCCUGGUGCAGAGCUCUGUCUACGACAGCUUCUUGGCCAAGUUGGGCGCCGCCAUGGACCGCGAGCUCAAGGUGGGACACGGCAGCAAACCGGACUCCACGCAGGGGCCGCUCAUCAACGGCAGGGCGGCGGAGAAGGUCGUCCACCAGGUGGAGGACGCGCUCUCUCGGGGGGCCCGGCUCCUCCGGGGCGGCCGCCGUCUUGGCGGCUCCUUCGUCGCGCCCACGCUGCUGGCGGACGUCAGCGUCGACAUGUUGUGCAUGCGAGAGGAAACCUUCGGGCCCCUGGUGCCCGUAGUCAGGUUUGAGACGGAACAGGAAGCGCUCGCUAUCGCCAACUCGUCCCGAGUGGGCCUGGCAGGUUAUUUCUACUCGUCGGACGUGUCUCAGAUCUGGCGAGUGGCCGAGGCCUUGGAGGUGGGUCUGGUGGGAGUCAACGAGGGUCUGGUAUCUACCGCCGAGGCCAGCUUCGGGGGCGUCAAGGAGUCCGGUCUGGGCGUCGAGGGCUCCAAGUACGGCGUGGACGAGUACCUCCACCUCAAGUACGUCUGCAUGGGCGGCUUGGCCGGCUAG
This is a messenger RNA of Nerophis lumbriciformis (worm pipefish), 1527 nucleotides long. The record is from RefSeq and is a predicted model, not a curated record. Lineage: Eukaryota; Metazoa; Chordata; Actinopteri; Syngnathiformes; Syngnathidae.